Molecule: messenger RNA, 5351 nt
Organism: Mobula hypostoma (lesser devil ray)
Lineage: Eukaryota; Metazoa; Chordata; Chondrichthyes; Myliobatiformes; Myliobatidae
Product: very low-density lipoprotein receptor-like
Exons: 12
Coding region: 41-2152 (703 amino acids)
Biological process (GO): receptor-mediated endocytosis
Cellular component (GO): apical plasma membrane; signaling receptor complex; plasma membrane
Molecular function (GO): calcium ion binding; hormone binding; protein binding
Source: RefSeq, a predicted model, not a curated record
CGUCAUUACGUCAGGCCGGCGGCCGGCGAGCGCGCGGAACAUGUGGGGAAUGUCCUUGCUGCUACUGGCGACUGGAGCAGUCAGUGUGGCGGUGUCCGGCGGGUCUGCGGGCCGGGGCCGGGCGGGAGAAUGCAGUGAGGAUGAACUCCUGUGUUUGAAUGGGCGCUGUGUUUCUCUGCUGAUGCUGUGUAAUGGAAGAGACGACUGUGAUGACUGGAGUGAUGAGCAGAAUUGUACUAUAUCAGAAUGUGGACAUUAUGAGUUCCAGUGCAAUAAUUCCUCAAUCUGUAUCUCCAAGUACUUGCUGUGUGACGAUCACCAGGAUUGUCCUGCAGGGGAUGAUGAAUCUGAUGAUCUCUGCAAGGACACAGCAGUGCAGCUUGGAAACUGUGGGGAGUUUGAGUUACAGUGUAAUACUGGACAGUGUAUAGGGCUUCAGUCAGUCUGUGACAACUUUCCUGAUUGCACCGAUGGUACUGAUGAGGCAAACUGCGAUCGGAAUGAGUGUUUGGAAGAAAAUGGCAAGUGUUCUGAUUAUUGCUGGGACCUUCCUUUGGGUUAUGAAUGUGCUUGUCCAUCUGGAUUGGAGCUGAUAAAUCACUUCACCUGUGUAGGAGAGGAGCCAUUUGUGAUUUUCACCAAUCAUGGUGACAUCAGGAAGCUGAGUAUUAAUAAAAUGGAAUACGAAGAAUUAGCUGACAAUUUGGAAAAUGCAGAAACAUUAGCCACUGAUGUAGCUUCAUCAACAAUCUAUUGGUCAGAUGCAACCAAUCAGGGAAUUUUCAGCAAAUCUGUGGACCGAGAAAGCAAACAGAUCAUCGGAGAUGUGCAAAGAACUGGUGGGAUUGCUGUGGAUUGGAUAUAUGGCCACAUUUACUGGACUGAACCUGAAGUCAGGAAGCUAUCUUUUGCUACUCUGGAUGGAUUGAGAAGGAAAACAUUAUUCAGUGGGAAUCUAGUAGAGCCUGCAGCUGUGGUGGUUGACCCAUACUCGGGUGUCUUGUACUGGGCCGAUGUGGGAAAACCAGCAAAAAUUGAAAGGGCUGGAAUGGAUGGAUCUGGCCGAAGCACUCUGGUCAGGAUUGGGAUUGAGAAACCUACAGGGCUUUCACUGGACUUUAUAAAGAAUCGUCUGUACUGGGUGGAUGCUGGACUGCAUGAAGUAUUUUACUCAGAACUGAAUGGGUAUCAUCAAAGAAGUGUUCUUCAUUCCAAAAAGUACCUGACAAAUCCAUUUGGGCUGGCAGUGUUUGAGAACCGUAUCUACUGGUCUGAUGAGGAAAGCAGGGCUCUUUACAGUGCUGAGAAGUUUACGGGAGCUAAUGUGACAAUGCUGGCACAAAAUCUCACACAGCCACGGGACUUAGUCAUCUUUCACAAACUGAUGCAGCCGACUGGGAAGAACUGGUGUAUUGAAGAUCAUGCAGACUGUGAGUUCCUUUGUGUGCCAGCAGCUCAUAUUCCUCAGCACUAUGCAUGCCUUUGCCCAGACAACCUGAAACCUGACGAGACUGGACAUGGAUGUAGAGUGGAGGUGAAUUGGAGUCCAUCCCAGGAGGAGGGAGCGGAUUCCGGUGUGUCCCAGGAGGAGGGAGCGGAUUCCGGUGUGUCCCAGGAGGAGGGAGCGGAUUCCGGCGUGUCCCAGGAGGAGGGAGCGGAUUCCGGCGUGUCCCAGGAGGAGGGAGCGGAUUCCGGCAUGACCCAGGAGGAGGGAGCGGAUUCCGGCGUGUCCCAGGAGGAGGGAGCGGAUUCCAGCAUGACCCAGGAGGAGGGAGCAGAUUCCAGCAUGACCCAGGAGGAGGGAGCGGAUUCCGGCGUGACCCAGGAGGAGGGAGUGGAUUCCGGCGUGUCCCAGGAGGAGGGAGUGGAUUCCGGCGUGUCCCAGGAGGAGGGAGUGGAUUCCGGCGUGUCCCAGGAGGAGAAAUCCAAUGGAGCUGAUCUGAGCAAUUUUGAUGCAGUAUCUGUUGGGAUUAUUGCAGCGAUAGUGUUCCUGACUGCAACUGUUGUGAGUUGUGUCACUGUCCAUUGGAGAAUGAUUUUUAGUCGUAUCAAGAAAUCACGCUGCUAUUCCCCAGUCCGCCUCCCUGCUGACAGUUUACUGAUCUACAGCGGACAAUCCACUGAGACUAUUUCGCAGCACUCUUUAUUGUGAGGAUGAAGAGGGACACAUCGUUAAGGACAGGACUUGCAUUUUUGUCAGCAAUCCCGUGGUAGGAGGCAUUGCUCAUGUGACUGGAUACGCUGGAGAUCAUUGAACUGUUAAUGUUAGUGCUCAGGGUAUUGAUGAAGUAUUUAUUUAUAAUGUUCUGAUAUUAUUGUGGGAUUUAAUUUGGUGCACAGCAAGGGAAUGUGUCAAAAAAGCCUUUCAUCAAUGCUCCAUUAGAAACCAUGAUACCCAUUUAUCCGAUCCAUCAAUAAGGCCAAAAUCAGGCACUGUAAUUAAACACUCAAUGAGCCUUCCAACUGCACUGAACAAUAUUAAUGUAACUAUAAGAAGCUGCUUGGAUACAUUCUCUCAGUGUUAAUCCCGUAGAUUUCUGUGCAAAUGUCAUGUGAAAAUAAAUUUGCUGUUGAAUCUGUGAGCCAAGAACAGAGUUCCCAUGAUUUUCUUUUUUUUGUUUUUGUAUUCCUUUUAUUUAUGUUCCCCUUGUAUACUUGUGGUCCCUCCUGUCCUUAUUUCUGAGUGAGGUAUCCUUCUCACCGGCCUCGUUCUCACAGUGUUGGUGAAGAUCUACUACAGUAGUUUGGUUGUGCAGAUGGUCCCUUACCCAUAUUUCCUGGAAGGUUCAAGAUAAAAGCUGAAAUACAAAUCAGAUCAUAGAUUUAAGAUGCACAUCCUCAGUUGUUCAGACCUUACACAGUUUGAAAUAGCUGGAACUCGGAAAAGAAACAAGGUAGUGGCUGUCUAGUGCUGUCAGAAUAUUGCAAAUAGUUAAAAUUUUGUGCCAAGUUUUGCUGCUGAUAUUUGGAAGACUGUCUGAAAUAGUGUGCAUUAUGUGGAAACACACAUUAACGUAACUUCAGUAAGGUAGCGAACAAGUAAACAUUUCCAGAUCUAAUCUUCAACUGAAAAAUAAGCUGUUAAUUGGAGCAGAAUCAACUGAAAAAGUAAAUGUUGCAAGAAAUACUGACUUUCACCUUGCUUAAAAGUGGCGGUUAUGUUCUGUGAUCCAAAAGUCACCUUGAAGAUAAAGCAUUUUCAAUUGAAAUGACCUUCAAUCAUCACACAAUCUGGUAUGUGAACCAUGCAUCUAUUUUUAUAAACUUUGUUGUAAUUUUGUUCUGCAAAAUUAAUACAGGUCGACUUCACUAAUCUGACUACCUGUUAUCUGGUUCCUUCGAUAAUCCGCACUGAUUUCAAAUUUUCCAGGCCACCGUACCAAUCUGCUGUGCAUUAUUUUGGUUGCACUAGAUCUGUACACGUUGGCGUGCUCUUGUAAGCACAGAAGGCGACUCCUGCUUGUUUUCCUGCAUUUAUUAAUAUCAUUUGCAUGAGGCACGGCUGUCUGGCACCCGCCAGCGGUGGGGGAGCUGGCGUGCGUUGGGUCGGUUGGUCCGCCUUCUCGCCCGCCUGCCGGCAGUCGUGCACUGCCCUCUGGCAUCACCCGGCCGGCACUCUGUUCUCUUCUGCCUACAACCUCAGAUCAGAUGUGGUGACCCGCUGAAUUUAAGCAUAUUACGAAGUGGAGGAAAAUAAACUAAUGAGGAUUUCCUCAGUAACUGAAAGUGCAAUGUAGUCUUUGAGUUAACUGCAAGUCUGAGUCUUUGCUAUUGCUUAGCUCACGCUUGAGUGCUGGUAGUGGGUGCGCUUUAUUUUUUGCCGGGGGGGGGGCUUUGGGGUUCUAACAUUUAAUUGUCAUUCAUUCUUUGGGGGCACUCCUCUGUUUUCACAGAUGGUUGCGAAGAAAAAGCAUUUCAGGAUGUAUAUUGUAUAUAUUUCUCUGACAUUAAAUGAACCUUUGAACCCUUAGAUAUUUUAAAGGUAUGAUGAGGCGGUUAGCUAUUGCUUAAUGUGAUCCUUCUGUAAUCCGGCAUUUUCACUAAUCCGGUACUCCUCAGGUCCUACUGGUGCCGAAUUAUAGAAGGUCAACCUGUACUGCCUUUGGAUUAAUACUUUAUCAAAAGCCUGACAAGUGAUUAAUAACAUAUUGUGAAAUAUUUUGUGCUAAACUUUUGCUUGUCACCUUUGUGCUAUUUAUUUGCACAUUACUGAAGGGUAAUCAAAUAUCCAAUAGUGAUUGCAGUUGAUGGAAUUGUUAGAUGUGGUUGAAAGACUAAUUCUCGGAUCCCUGUAUUGAAUAGUGAUACUUGUAUUAAUACUGAUACUAGUCCAUAACGGCCUUUACGUCUUUUGACUGGAAUAAAGGCUGCAAUAUAAUCACUCAUUGGCCAAAUUCACUCCACAGCACAAAUAGCUGUCCUUGGCAAAGGAGCAGCUAUAUCAAGAAUCAUUUCUGCCACAGAUGAUUAGUGAAUAUGCAAUUCAUUUACAAUCUAGAUUUCAAAUUAUCCCAUACGAGGUACAUAUGAGAACCAUUAUGGCAGGGUCAAGUGACAUCUUGCUGUUUUCCUCAAUUUGACUGCACAAGGUUCUCAUUCAGUAAUCCUGGGCAAAUGCUAAAGCAAAUGACUCAUUUGCUAGGAGUCAGUUUGCUAGAUUGAGUUUUUAUUCUCAAGCUAUAAUUAUUUUGUACAAUGCUAAGUUAUUAGUAAAGUGUUUGUGUGUUUAAGCUAUUGACCAACAUUCUGUUGGUCCAUAGUGCCACUGGAACUGUUGUUGGGAUGCAGGCACCUGAACUGGAACCUAGUUUACCAAUAGCUAGUCACCAUGUUUGCUCCCUGUUCAUUGCACUACACAGGUUAGAUUUUAACUGCUUUUCUAAUCGGGGCAGUUUGAUUUCUGAUGGAAAAGAUGACUGGCCCAAGCUGCCAGCUUGACUCGGGGACAUUGUAGCCAAAAUCCAUGCUAACAUUCCCAUGAUCAGCUCCUACAGCACAUUCUCGUUGUCUCUGAGCAGUUAGAAUUGCUAUUGCUGCAUCACUAUUAUUCCCAUUAAAUUCAUAAAUAUUCGAUUUACAAGCAACUACAGGAGUUAAAAAGAACUGAAUGUUGAAACUAACAUUUUCACUGAAACGUGUGAAACAAUAAUUUAGAAUAAUUGCGAAUCAAAUUUCAGCACAAGUUUGUGUUAAGUAAGAUUUUUUAAAAUCGAUAAAUUUAUCUAUUUUCAUUGUUCUCAGCUGUGUCCUGUUACACUGUCAAUUGACUUUAAAAUGUUGGCAAUAUUAAAUAAAAGACUUAUGUUAAAAUCAAAAUAUGCCACUGGGUUCAAUAAAAUCUCACGAAUCAU